UGCGGUUGUUUCGUUUUGUCGCGAGCGCUCAGUUUUUUUUCUCUUCUCUCUCUCUCAGUGUUGUGUCCCGCAUAAUCCAGUGAAAAUCGGUGGAAAAGUUGGCUUUGGUGCGAUUGAAAUGUGUCCCUGAAUCGUGGGAAUCGACGCCAACCAUGGUGCCAUAAAGUGGGUCGAGACGGGUCGAUCCUGUGUGUGCGAAACGCCUGCUGCGAUUGUUGGAAGAAGGUGGUGGAGGAGUAGGUGGAAGAAGAAGCAGCAAACACAACUUGACCCCGGGUGAGGGGGAAGGUAAUUCGGGAGGAUGAGUUCCGGACCGAGCGCGCCGGAGAUCGAGACGGUCACCAUCAUCAGCGAUGACUCGGACAUUGAAAUGACGGAGGUGACUCCGAAGGUGAAGGGAGGGGGGCCGAAGGUUGAGAUAUCCGGGGGAGGAGCGGAUGAGGUCGAGGGUCGUCGGAUUAGCCGGAGGAAGAAGCCGAAGGUGGAGUACUCGGACACGAAGCCGGUGGCGGCGGCGGGGUCGGUCGCGUCGGAUAAUGGCGGUGGGAAGGCGGAACCGCGCGUUGAGCCGAAGGUGAAGAAAAGGGAGCCGGAACCGGUGGCGGCUGCGGUAGGGAAGGAGGAGGGAAAGGGCGAGGCGGAGGCGAACCCGCACAAGGAGAUUCUGACGGGGUUGGAGGGUGCGGCGUUCCAGUCGAGGUUGCCGUUUGAGAAGAUGACGGCUUCGGAGGCGGUUUGCUUUCCGGAGAUUACGAAGCACGGGUUGGUGGCGCAGCGGGUGUUUUUGAACGUGCGGAACCGGAUUCUGCAGAUGUGGAUCGAGAAUCCGACGGUGCAGUUGACGGUGGAGAACGCGUUGAAGAACAUGGAGCAGCCGUUCGAUAGCGAUCAGAAUCUGGUCCGGAAGGUGCACGCGUUUCUGGAGCGGCAUGGGUUCAUCAAUUUUGGAAUCUUCAAGCGGUUGAAACCGUUGCCGAGCAAAAAGCUGGCCAAGGUCAUCGUGAUUGGGGCGGGGAUCUCCGGCCUGUCGGCGGCUCAACAGCUGCAGCAGUUUGGCUUUGACGUGAUCGUGCUGGAGGCGAGAGACCGCGUCGGAGGACGGAUAGCAACGUUCCGGAAGAAUGCCUACACCGCGGAUCUGGGCGCGAUGGUCGUGACUGGAAUCUGGGGAAACCCGAUCACGAUCCUGAGCAAACAGACCGGCAUGGAAAUGUGCCCCAUCAAAACCGCAUGCCCGCUGUACGGAGCCGGUGGAAAACCGGUCCCGAAGCACAAAGACGACAUGGUCGAGCGCGAGUUCAACCGUCUGCUGGAAGCGACCAGCUAUCUCAGCCAUCAGCUAGACUUUAACUACGCCGGAAACCAUCCGGUCUCGCUCGGACAAGCCCUCGAGUGGAUCAUCAAAUUGCAGGAAAAGCACGUCAAAGAAAAGCAAGUCCAACACCUCAACAACAUCAUCGCCUGGCAGCGCAAACUCGUAGACAACCAAAAGGCCAUCCAGGACACGAUGGACUCGAUCGGCGUCCUCCGCGUCAAACACCAGCAGCUCGUCGACGCAAAACCCCCCAAACCAGCCGAACCGGACGCCGGCUACAUCGAGCACGAGUUCAACAUCCGCUCAACCGCUCGCGACGAACAACUCGCCUGGAAGGAGAUCGAACGGCUGCGCACUAGUCAGACGGAGAUCGAGACCAAACUGCGCGAACUCGAAACCGAACAAAUCAGCGAAGUCUACCUGUCCUCGAAAGACCGCCAGAUCCUGGACUGGCACUUUGCCAACCUCGAGUUCGCCAACGCAACCCCGCUCUCCAAUCUCUCCCUCAAGCACUGGGACCAGGACGACGACUUUGAGUUCAUCGGCAACCACACCACCGUCAAGAACGGCUACUCGUGCGUCCCGAUCGCCCUCACCGAAGGUCUCGACGUCCGGGUCAACACCGCCGUCAAGCGCAUCAAAUACUUCCCCGGCGGCGUCGAAGUCACCGCAGAUCUCAAAUCCAACAGCUCCACCGUCCACUACAAGGCGGACCUCGUCCUGUGCACGCUCACCCUCGGCGUCCUCAAGCUGGCCAUCUCGGACCAGUCCACCAGCCAGCUCAACACGGUCCGGUUCGAGCCGCCGCUCCCCGAGUGGAAACAGUCCGCCAUCCAGCGGCUCGGCUUUGGCAAUCUCAACAAGGUGGUGCUGUGCUUCGACCGGAUCUUCUGGGACCCGAACACGAACCUGUUUGGGCACGUGGGCAGCACGACCGCGAGCCGCGGCGAACUGUUUCUGUUUUGGAACAUUUCGCAGUCGCCGGUGCUGUUGGCGCUGGUGGCCGGCCAGUCGGCGGCCAUCAUGGAGAACGUGUCGGACGAUGUGAUCGUUGGCCGAUGCAUCGCCGUCCUCAAGGGCAUUUUUGGCAACUCGUCCGUCCCGCAGCCGAAGGAAACGGUCGUGACGCGCUGGCGGGCCGACCCGUGGGCCCGCGGCUCGUACAGUUUCGUAUCGGUUGGCUCGUCCGGCAGCGAUUACGACCUGCUGGCAGCGCCCGUAACACCCCGGCCCGAGCGACCGCCCAGCAGUAGUGGCCUCAACGGAGCAACAGCAGCAGCCGCAGGUCACAACACAACGAACGGCAGUGGCAAUGGCUGUGGUGGCGGAGAAGACGACGACGACAGCAAAGCGGACAUUCCACGGUUAUUCUUCGCCGGUGAGCACACGAUACGGAACUAUCCGGCGACGGUGCACGGGGCGCUGCUGAGUGGCCUGCGGGAAGCGGGCCGGAUAGCGGACUACUAUCUAGGAUUUCCCAACACGUACCCUGACGCUCCGAAGGAGGAGCCAAAAAAGUAGCAUUAACUAGAAAGAGAGAGAGCGAGAGAGAGUGUGAUUUUAAGGCAAAACGAUAGUGUAUUACUAAAGAAAAUAGGAGAACAAACUAAAAAAAAAAUCAGACAAAUGGUUCGAGUGAAAACUUGGCCAUAGAGACAAACAGAAAAAAACUUAACUCUAACUUAUUAUUGAGAUGUCGCUGCAGUUUACUGAAUAGUGAAAAAGCAAUGCACACCACUAAAAGCACACACACACACACACACACAAACGUCGUCUGAAGACGCUGGCGAAAGCUUUACGACGGGAUAUAUCAUUGAUUGUGACUGAUGAUAAAGAAAGAUUAGACAAACAAAAAAUACACACACACAGACACAGAAACAUAGUUUUAUUCUAGGUAUUUGAGAUUAAAUGAACACACACACAAAAACACCUUUCAGGCAUUUAAAUAGAUGUGACAUAAAAUGAG
Culex pipiens pallens (northern house mosquito) is the source of this 3281-nucleotide messenger RNA. RefSeq names its product possible lysine-specific histone demethylase 1 (gene Su(var)3-3). NCBI's taxonomy places the organism in Eukaryota, Metazoa, Arthropoda, Insecta, Diptera, Culicidae. The transcript has 2 exons. The record is from RefSeq and is a predicted model, not a curated record. Gene Ontology annotation, biological process: regulation of DNA-templated transcription. The coding region runs from base 302 to 2836 and encodes 844 amino acids. Gene Ontology annotation, molecular function: flavin adenine dinucleotide binding; oxidoreductase activity; protein binding. Gene Ontology annotation, cellular component: nucleus.